This is a messenger RNA of Paramecium octaurelia, 702 nucleotides long. The record is from the annotation of a GenBank genome assembly. NCBI's taxonomy places the organism in Eukaryota, Ciliophora, Oligohymenophorea, Peniculida, Parameciidae.
UAAUAAUAUGCUGAAUCAGAAGGAAAGGCAUUCUAAAGUAGAAGAAGAUGAUUUUACUCUUAAUACUUCAAGUGCUGAACCAUUAGAAUUGGAUGAUCAUUAUACAAAAUAAAAAUCGAUUGCUUGGGGGAGGUGUCAUCCGAUGAUGUUUAGGAAGGGGAGUCCGACUGUUGUUAUUGGACCACAUUGUAAUUUAAGAUUUGAUUUAAGGGCCGUUAUUUAUUUGUGCUUUUCUUUCAUUCUUUAUAAUGGGAGUACUCUUUAUUUUCCUUAGGAUUAAUGAGGAUCCAUUUAUAUUUUAUACUACUCUUAUUAUUAGUAUUAAUCAAUGUAUCAGUUACCUUAUUGUUGCACUGAUCAACCCUGGGAUUGCUAAUAUAGAGAGAGUCGACAUUGAAAAGAAUCAGGAAACUAGUCAAAAAACAUGGUAAACUAUUUUGUUAUGGAAAGGUAUUGCAAGGUGUGUAAGUUGAUUCAAAGCAAGGAAACUUAGCAUUGCUAAGAUUGUGAUAUUUGUAUUUAAGAAUUUGAUCAUCAUUGUCCUUGGACUGGGAAAUGCAUUGGUAAGGGGAACAUCAAAUAGUUUUAUUAUUUUAUCAUAAGUUCGAUAGUGUUUAUGAUUUUUAACCUUGUGUUAAUUUUACUAAAAAUUAAAGAAUAGGAUUCUAGAGCACAUUAAUAACAAUGAUUAGUUUUAUUAAU